AUGUCUGUUCCGAUUUUUAAUGGGUUAAAUUUCUCUAAUUGGAGCAAACAAGUCCAAUUUCACUUAGGUGCGUUGGAUCUUGAUUUGGCUCUUCAAGUUGAAAAACCUGCUGCUAUUACUGAUGCUAGUAGCAAUGAAGAAAAAAUUCAUUAUAAGGCCUGGGAAAAGUCAAACAGAAUUUGUUUGAUGCUUAUGCACAUGAGCAUAGCAAAUAACAUUAAAUCUGCUCUUCCCAAAACUAAAAGUGCAAAAGAAUCUAUGAAAUCUGUGGAAGAGCUCUCCCAAACUACUGAUAAGUCUCUUGCUGGGACAUUAAUGAGUACUUUAACCACCAUAAAGUUUGAUGGUUCUCGUACUAUGCAUGAACAUGUCAUUGAGAUGACAAAUAUUGCAGCAAAGCUUAAGUCUCUUGGAAUGGUGGUGGAUGAAAAUUUCCUUGUGCAGUUCAUUUUGAACUCAUUAUCAUCUGAGUAUGGUCCCUUCCAAAUGAAUUAUAAUACCAUGAAAGACAAAUGGAAUGUGCAUGAAUUGCAUAGUAUGUUAGUUCAGGAGGAAACCAUACUUAAGAAUCAAGGAAACCACUCCGUUCAUUAUGUGAAUAAUCAGGGAGUUGGAAAGAAAGUCAAUAAGAAAUAUGGAAAGGACAAAUGA
Molecule: messenger RNA, 651 nt
Organism: Glycine soja
Lineage: Eukaryota; Viridiplantae; Streptophyta; Magnoliopsida; Fabales; Fabaceae
Exons: 1
Coding region: 1-651 (216 amino acids)
Source: RefSeq, a predicted model, not a curated record